Messenger RNA from Trichechus manatus latirostris (Florida manatee), 1890 nucleotides. RefSeq names its product NUAK family kinase 1 (gene NUAK1). Gene Ontology annotation, cellular component: cytoplasm. Bases 1 to 1890 code for a protein of 629 amino acids. Gene Ontology annotation, biological process: protein phosphorylation; intracellular signal transduction. The record is from RefSeq and is a predicted model, not a curated record. Lineage: Eukaryota; Metazoa; Chordata; Mammalia; Sirenia; Trichechidae. Gene Ontology annotation, molecular function: ATP binding; protein serine/threonine kinase activity. The transcript has 6 exons.
AUGGAGGGGGCCGCUGUGCCCGCAGCGGGGGACGGCCCAGACUUGGGGUCGGGGGCUCCGGGCUCUCUCCCAGAGGCGGUGACGGGGGCGACCGCAGCCCCCGCGGCGGCGGCGGCUGUAGUCCCGGAGCCCAGGAAGCCGCACGGGGUGAAGCGGCAUCACCACAAGCACAACUUGAAGCACCGCUAUGAGCUACAGGAGACCCUGGGCAAAGGCACCUACGGCAAAGUCAAGCGGGCCACCGAGAGGUUUUCAGGCCGAGUGGUUGCUAUAAAAUCCAUUCGUAAGGACAAAAUUAAGGAUGAACAGGACAUGGUUCACAUCAGACGAGAGAUUGAGAUCAUGUCAUCCCUCAGCCAUCCUCAUAUCAUCAGUAUUUAUGAAGUGUUUGAAAACAAAGAUAAGAUUGUGAUCAUCAUGGAGUAUGCGAGCAAAGGGGAGCUGUAUGAUUACAUCAGCGAGCGGAGACGCCUCAGCGAGAGGGAGACCAGACACUUCUUCCGACAGAUCGUCUCUGCCGUGCACUAUUGUCACAAGAAUGGUGUGGUCCACCGGGACUUGAAGCUGGAAAAUAUACUGCUUGAUGACAACUGCAAUAUUAAGGUGGACAGCUGGGCCCUGGGUGUGUUGCUCUACACUCUUGUUUAUGGAACAAUGCCCUUUGAUGGUUUCGAUCACAAAAACCUCAUUCGGCAGAUCAGCAGUGGAGAGUACCGGGAGCCCACACAACCCUCAGAUGCUCGAGGGCUCAUUCGGUGGAUGCUGAUGGUGAACCCUGAUCGCCGGGCCACCGUCGAGGACAUCGCCAACCACUGGUGGGUGAACUGGGGCUACAAGAGCAGUGUCUGUGACUGCGAUGCCCUUCGCGACUCUGAGUCCCCGCUCUUGGCUCGGAUUAUCGACUGGCACCACCGCUCCACUGGGCUGCAGGCUGAGGCUGAAGCCAAAAUUAAGGGCCUGGCCAAACCUGGUGUCUCUGAAGUAAUGCUGGAGCGACAGCGGUCACUGAAGAAGUCCAAGAAAGAGAAUGACUUUGCCCAGUCCAGCCAGGACACGGUACCAGAAAGCCCAUCCAAGUUGAGUUCUAAGAGGCCCAAGGGGAUCUUGAAGAAGCGAGGCAACAGUGAGCACCGGUCCCACAGCACUGGCUUCAUUGAGGGGGCUGUCAGUCCCCCCUUCCCCUCUGCUUUUAUGAUGGAGCAGGACUUAUGCCGGACAGGUGUGCCCCUCACCAGCUCCCCUGAGGCCGAAGUGCCGGGUAAACUCAGCCCCAAGCAGUCGGCCACCAUGCCCAAGAAAGGAAUCUUGAAAAAGACCCAGCAGAGAGAAUCCGGUUACUAUUCCUCCCCAGAACGGAGCGAGUCUUCAGAGCUGUUAGACAGUAACGAUGUGAUGGGCAGCAGCAUCCCCUCCCCCAGCCCCCCGGACCCAGCCAGGGUGGGUACUCACAGCCUCUCCUGCCGGAGGAAGGGUAUCUUGAAACACAGCAGCAAAUACUCAGCAGGCACCCUGGACCCGGCCCUCAUCAGCCCCGAAAUGCCCACACUGGAAUCCUUGGUGGAGCCGGGCGCCCCCGCCGAGGGCCUCUCGCGGAGCUACAGCCGGCCUUCCAGCGUCAUCAGCGAUGACAGUGUCCUGUCCAGCGACUCCUUCGACUUACUGGAUUUGCAGGAGAAUCGUCCUGCCCGCCAGCGCAUCCGCAGCUGUGUCUCUGCCGAAAACUUCCUCCAGAUCCAGGACUUUGAGGGGCUCCAGAACCGGCCCCGGCCCCAGUACCUGAAGCGGUACCGGAACCGGCUGGGAGACAGCAGCUUCUCCCUCCUCACGGACAUGGAUGACGUGACUCAGGUCUACAAGAAAGCGUUGGAGAUCUGCAACAAGCUCAACUAG